Molecule: messenger RNA, 297 nt
Organism: Laetiporus sulphureus 93-53
Lineage: Eukaryota; Fungi; Basidiomycota; Agaricomycetes; Polyporales; Laetiporaceae
Exons: 2
Coding region: 1-297 (98 amino acids)
Source: RefSeq, a predicted model, not a curated record
AUGUCCAUCAGCUGCUCUGAUGGUCUAAGCACUGCAAAGGAAGCUAUGGAGACUUCUGUCAAACAAUCAGAGAAGUACUACUUCAACACAGGUGAUCAUAUUUGCCAGGCUGAGAAUGUGUUGUACAAGAUCCACACCCUGAUUUUGAGAACACGAGGUGUUGACAUGUGGGCAGACAUUAGUGCCCUGCCACAAGGGAUUACACGGGAUGGUUACUCAGAUGAUGCACCCACAAUCAUCCCUCAAGCGACAGCAAAAGAGUUUGAAUACCUGUUGGAGUAUGUCUAUGGCAAGUGA